AUGGCCAGAUAUUCUGCGAUUACCCUGUCCUUGCUGGCCGGUUCCGCUCUGGCAACAAGCAAAGCUCGCUCUGAUAUUGGUGAUGCCAUUGUCGAUUAUCCUGCCAUUCCCAAGGACUUGACCACACCUACACAGCAGCGCGUUGCGAUCUACGGACCUGACUCGGUAUCUGUCGGUUGGAACACAUACGAACAGCUGACCGAGGGCUGUGUCGAAUAUGGUCUCUCUGAAACCAACCUGGCGUACAAGGCCUGCACAACAAAUGCCUCGACAACCUACGACACGUCCCGAACUUGGUCAAACUAUGCAUACCUAACCAGCCUAGAAUCAGCUACAGACUACUACUACAAGAUCGUGUCCACAAACUCCACAGUGGGCCACUUCCUGAGCCCACGCAAGCCAGGAGACACGACUCCCUUCAACUCAAGCGUGGUCAUCGAUCUGGGCGUCUACGGUAAAGAUGGCUUCACAGCAAGUAGCGCCAAGCGCGACAUCAGCGACAUCUUCGUCCGACCAGAACUAAACCACUCCACCAUUGGCCGUCUAGCUGCAAAUGCAGACAACUACGAAGUAGUCCUGCACCCCGGCGACUUCGCCUACGCAGACGACUGGUACCUGAAAUUGAAGAACAUCUUGGAAGGAAAGAAAGCCUACCAGUCUAUCCUGGAGCAGUUCUACGGCCAGCUCGCACCUGUCUCCUCUAGCAAGCUAUACAUGGCUUCACCCGGUAACCAUGAAGCCUCGUGCUCUGAGAUUCCGUUCCUGAACGACCUGUGUCCAGAGGGCCAAAAGAACUUUACCGACUUCAUGCACCGCUACCAGCACACAAUGCCGCAGUCCUUCGCCUCGUCAUCGACGAACACGACCGCACAGGCACUGGCCACUCAAGCGCGUAGCCUCUCCAACCCGCCCUUCUGGUACUCGUUCGAGUACGGUAUGGCGCACGUUGUGAUGAUAGACACAGAAACAGACUUCCCCAACGCCCCCGACGGUGUUGGAGGCUCUCAAAGUCUAAACAGCGGCCCCUUUGGCGUAACGAACCAGCAAAUCGAGUUCCUCAAGGCCGAUCUAGCCAGCGUCGACCGCUCGGUCACACCGUGGCUGAUCGUCACAGGACACCGUCCCUUCUACUCUGUCCCUUCAAGUAGUGGUAGCAGCAACGUCUGCACUUCGUGCCAGGAAGCUUUCGAGGACCUGUACUACCAGUAUGGCGUUGACCUCGGCGUCUUCGGCCACGUGCAUAACUCGCAGCGCUUCGCGCCCAUAUACAAUGGCACUGCUGAUCCCAAUGGAUUGAAGGAUCCUAAGGCUCCUAUGUACAUUGUUGCUGGCGGUGCUGGUAAUAUCGAGGGUAUUUCUAGCAUCGGCACAAAACAGUCGUAUAAUGAGUUUGCGUAUGCUGAUGACUUCAGCUAUGCUACCCUGGCUUUUGAGAGUGAGAAUGAGUUGCGCGUGGAGUUCAUUCGCUCUAAUACUGGUGAGGUUUUGGAUACUAGUGUUCUGUACAAGUCGCAUACGGAGGCGUUUGUUGAUCAGUAG
Penicillium taxi is the source of this 1539-nucleotide messenger RNA. RefSeq names its product purple acid phosphatase family protein. The transcript is spliced from 2 exons. The record is from RefSeq and is a predicted model, not a curated record. NCBI's taxonomy places the organism in Eukaryota, Fungi, Ascomycota, Eurotiomycetes, Eurotiales, Aspergillaceae. Bases 1 to 1539 code for a protein of 512 amino acids. Gene Ontology annotation, molecular function: acid phosphatase activity; metal ion binding.